Molecule: messenger RNA, 2361 nt
Organism: Penicillium crustosum
Lineage: Eukaryota; Fungi; Ascomycota; Eurotiomycetes; Eurotiales; Aspergillaceae
Exons: 2
Coding region: 1-2361 (786 amino acids)
Biological process (GO): tricarboxylic acid cycle
Cellular component (GO): cytosol; mitochondrion
Molecular function (GO): aconitate hydratase activity; 4 iron, 4 sulfur cluster binding
Source: RefSeq, a predicted model, not a curated record
AUGAUGCGAAAUUCCUUCUCGCGGGUCGCGCAAGCGCCUAGAACAUGGUUCUCGCAGACGACCAAACGAUUCAAUCAUCACCAGACAAUCCUUGGGGUCAAUUACACCAAGCAACUCGAAACACUGAAUGCGUUGAAGCGUCAGUCCCAGAGACCACUGACUCUGACCGAGAAGCUCCUCUACAGUCACCUUAUCACCGGCGACAAGGAAUGGAACUUGGAAACCAUCGAGCGUGGCAAGACAAUUUUGGAGCUCAGGCCUGACAGAAUUGCCUGCCAUGAUGCUACUGCGACGAUGGCUCUCCUGCAAUUCAUCAGUGCAGGGCUCCCACACGUGAUGGCGCCCACGACAGUACACAGUGACCAUCUGAUCAUUUCAGAGAAAGGCGCAUCCGAGGACUUGCAACGUGCGAUCUCUGAGCAUGCGGAGGUAUAUGAUUUCCUGAGCAGUGCUUCGAGGAAGUAUGGCAUUGGUUUCUGGAAGCCUGGAUCCGGAAUCAUUCAUACCGUGAUCUUCGAGAACUAUGGAGUUCCCGGUGGUCUGAUCAUUGGAACCGAUUCGCAUACCCCGAAUGCAGGUGGCUUGGGAAUGCUUGGGAUUGGGGUUGGCGGCUCUGACGCUGUGGACGCCAUGUCCGGAAUGCCGUGGGAGUUGGUGGCCCCGAAGGUGAUUGGUGUCCGCCUCACUGGCCGGCUCAGUGGGUGGACAUCAACCAAAGACAUCAUCUGCAAAUUAGCCGGCAUCUUAUCUGUCUCUGGCGGAAAAGGCUCCGUGAUCGAGUUCUUCGGCCCGGGAACCGAGACCCUGGGAGCAACUGCCAUGGCUACUAUCUGCAACAUGUCUGCAGAGAUUGGCUCAACGUCGUGUAUCUUCCCGUACUCUGAGGCCAUGCGUCGGUACCUCGGUGCCACUAACCGUGAUUAUGUAUCCGAGGCGGCUCUUAGGGUGAAGGAGACUCUCUUGACAGCUGACGAGGGCUCGGACAAUCACUAUAAUCAGGUUAUUGAGAUCGACCUCGACACUCUCGAGCCUCAUAUUAACGGACCUUUCACACCAGACUUGGCUCACUCUAUCUCCGAGCUUAAGAGUGCCGUUGCUGAGAAAGACUGGCCCUCAAACCUAAGCCAUGCCAUGGUCGGCAGCUGUACUAAUAGCUCUUACGAAGAUCUCAAUAAGACUAGGCAGCUAGUCGCUCAAGCAAAGCGGGCUGGAGUGAACAAGUUUAAGAUUCCAUUCCUCUUGACCCCUGGCAGUGAACAGAUUCGCGCUACUGCGGAAGCAGACGGAAUUUUGGAUGAGCUGCGGGAGGCCGGCGCUGUCGUGCUAAGCAGCUCAUGCGGUCCCUGUGUUGGAUCCUGGGACCGUAAAGAUGUGGAUGUGAAAGGAAAAGAGAGGAAUUCGGUCAUCUCCAGCUACAACCGCAACUUCAUUGGCCGUCAUGACAGCAACCCCGCGACACAUUCCUUCGUCACUUCGCCAGAGAUAGUCACUGCAUUUGCCUACUCCGGACGCUUAGACUUCAACCCCUUGACCGACAGCGUCCCUGUUGGGGAUUCGUCGUUCCAAUUCCAACCACCCACGAAUCGCGAACUCCCUGUGCAUUUCGAGAGCGGCAAAGACACCUUCCAGAAACCCCCCGUCGACGCGUCCGGGCUAUCUGUCGCAGUGAACCCCAAAUCAGAUCGCCUCCAACUUCUCACACCGUUCAAAGCAUGGCAGCCGCAGUGUGCCAAUCAGAUGGAGCUCUUGACUAAAGUAGCUGGCAAAUGCACCACUGACCACAUCUCCCCAGCUGGACCGUGGUACAAGUACCGAGGCCAUCUGGAGAACAUUAGCAACAACAUGCUCACAACCGCAUCAAAUGCCUUCUUGCCUAACACCCCCCAAAACUUGGGCCACACCCGAAACCCCCUCACAAAUGAAGUCCAGGUCGUCCCCGAGGUCGCACGGAGCCUACAGGGUCUCGGUAUCCGCUGGUGCAUUGUCGGCGACCACAACUACGGCGAAGGCAGCUCACGUGAGCAUGCAGCCCUAGAACCGCGUUUCCUGGGAGGCGUUGCGGUGAUUGCGCGCUCUUUUGCUCGUAUCCAUGAAACGAAUCUUAAGAAACAGGGCAUGCUUCCCUUGACAUUCGACGACCCGGCCGAUUAUAUUCGGGUUGCGGAAGGUGAUCGUAUCACACUACUUGGGGUCGAAGACGGAGAGUUCCAGCCGGGGAAGCAGGUUGUGAUGAGGGUUGAACCACGCCAAGGUAAGGCUUGGGAAGCUUCCUUAAAUCACAGCUAUCAUCCGGGCCAGAUUGCUUGGCUCCGUGCUGGAAGUGCAUUGAACCAUAUCAAGGCCACUAUGCUUCAGAAGUGA